GCGACCUUACGAUGGUUAUAUUUUUCUAAAGUGCACGAGAGGUGCGCGUGCGUCUGCUGCACUCUUGUAAAAUCGUUUUAUUGGUCCUCGGAGGAUGGUGCGUUCCCGCUGCGUUCAUAUAUGAAGCUUGAAGAGGUCGUUUUCCUGCCGGUUCCCAAAACCUCGCGUCCAUGAACGACUGUUGAUCCGGUUAAUUCGCUCGGUUACCGGCCAGUGGCGGGACGCGCACGAGCUCCUUUGGCUUACUGUGAUUUUAGUUGUUUUAUGUUUUAUUUCAGGUUUACGUCUCCGCGCGACCGCGCUGGUUUAGGUAAUGUUAGUUCAGGUGAGUCUUGGUUGGUUUGGGUUGUAGUGAUUUUUUCUGGUUUAGUUAGUUCAGGCUUAAAUCUCAACGCAAGUCAGUUAGGUUUGGGUUAGUUAUAACUGAAUUUUAAUUUCUCAGCAUGGGCAUGUUGUGUUAGGGGUCAGUUUACUUGCAGGUCAGGUUGAGUCAGUUCAGCGCAGGUCUGUUGGGUUUAGUUCAGUUUGACAUGACAGGUCUGUUGGGUUACAGAUAAUUCAGGUGUCAGCUAGGUUUAGUUCAAUUGUUGGUUUAAAUUUAGAUUGAAGUUAUAUGUGUUGUAUGAGUGUGUGUGUACGUUUAGUACAUGCUUGUUGGGUUUAGAAAGUUCUCAGUGAAAUCUCAGGUGAUUUAGGUUUAGUUUAGUUCAGGUUUGGUUUAACCUCUGCCGUGAUGGCUAAGGGUGAGUGGAAGAAGUCUGGCACAGAUGAUCUCCCGUUAACCGGCCGUUCUGAGUGUGAAGUGUUCGAUGAUGGAACCAACACAUUCUUCUGGAGGGCACAUACCCUGACAGUGCUGUUCAUCCUAACAUGUGCUCUGGUUUAUGUGACACUAUUGGAAGAGACCCCACACGACACGGCGUACAACACUAAAAGAGGAAUUGUGGCCAGUAUUCUGGUCUUCCUUUGCUUUGGAGUAACACAAGCUAAAGAUGGUCCGUUCUCACGUCCUCAUCCAGCAUAUUGGCGUUUCUGGCUCUGUGUUUCUGUUGUGUAUGAACUCUUCCUCAUCUUCAUCCUGUUUCAGACAGUGCAUGACGGCAGGCAGUUUAUGAAGUACAUUGACCCAAAACUUGGCGUCCCUCUUCCUGAAAGAGAUUAUGGCGGAAACUGUCUUAUUUAUGACCCUGGACAUCCUGCCGACCCCUUCCACAACAUCUGGGACAAAAUGGAUGGAUUUGUUCCUGCCCAUUUUCUUGGCUGGUACAUUAAGACGCUGAUGAUCAGAGACUGGUGGAUGUGCAUGAUCAUCAGUGUGAUGUUUGAGUUCCUGGAGUACAGCCUCGAACACCAGCUGCCCAACUUCUCUGAGUGCUGGUGGGAUCACUGGAUCAUGGAUGUGUUGGUGUGUAACGGGUUGGGCAUUUACUGCGGCAUGAAGACUCUCGGUUGGCUCUCCAUGAAGCCUUAUCAGUGGCAGGGAUUGUGGAACAUCCCAACAUACAAAGGGAAAAUUAAGCGUAUCGCCUUUCAGUUUACCCCAUACAGCUGGGUGAAGUUUGAAUGGCGUCCUGCAUCUAACCUGCGAAGAUGGCUGGCGGUUUUGGGUAUUAUUUUCAUGUUCCUGUUGGCAGAGCUGAAUACAUUUUAUCUGAAGUUUGUAUUGUGGAUGCCUCCAGAGCAUUACCUGGUGCUUUUACGGCUUGUCUUCUUUGUGAAUGUGGGUGGAGUGGCAAUGCGAGAGAUCUACGAUUUUAUGGAUGAUCCGAAAUUCCAUAAAAAGUUGGGCCAGCAAGCGUGGAUUGUGGCAGCCAUCACUGUUACAGAGUUUCUGAUCGUGGUCAAGUAUGAUCCGACCACAAUCAUGCUGCCAAUCCCCUUCUUCGUUACACAGUGCUGGAUACUUGGAAUCGUCCUCAUCCUCAUUUGGACUUUGUGGCGGUUCUUCAUCCGUGACAUCACACUCCGAUACAAAGAAACACGCCGGCGCAGACAGGAAGGGUCUUCAGACCGGGACAGAGUCCCUGGACAUGCCGACGGCAGCAAUUCUGCCACAUCAGGCCGUAGCAAACUAAACGGAAAUAUGGACACGGUUCGACACAGGAAGUCAUGAAUCCAUCCGUGCACACACUAACAGCCGUGCACUACACAUCGCGACUGGACACGUUUGUGUUUAUAAUCAUGUUCAGAUCAUGCCAACGCUCAUGGUGUCUGUCGAGCGGCAUCCAAACAGCCGAUGCCAUCAUUUUCUCUCCCCGCGGAGAGGGUUGUUAUGUAUAUUUAGGAAAAAUAUGUCUUUGUAGCUGUUACAUAGGUGAGGCGUUUAGGGUUCGGGGUCCACUGUCCCUGUGGUUUCGGGUUUAUUGAUCGGUGCUAUGCAGGAAGACACAUUUCGAUGCAGAACACUAUGCACGGUAGAGGAAGUGCACAUACAGCCAUUAAUGAAUAAAACUACUAUUUUUAAGUUACAUUUAGCGGGUAGGAGCACAGUAAACGUCCUGCUUGAGCUACAACACUAUAUUUAAAAAGCUAUGAGAAUGUAAUUAUCUAAUCAGCUGUGUUCUUCUGCUACGCUUAGGAGGUUAAAGGAAGUUAGCGUGCUUCAAGCACCUCACACACGGACAAUCCUUCUGAUCUGUUUGACACGGGUCAGCGCCAUGACUGGACCAAAAUCAAAGAACUUUACUUUCCGUUUGCAUGCGUGAAUGUGUGCGUGAGACCAUAGCGGCCAUUAUGCUGAUGCUGUUUUUAUUUCUGCAGGGAAACCACAGACAGAAACUUAUGUUUUGGGUUUGAUAAGUAUAAAAAAAAAUCAGGAAGUCAUCCCAAAGUUCACGUUGUAAGUGUAUUGGGCCGUUCGUGUAUCUGGUCACAGUGAGUGGGUUGUGUGCUGUUGUGAUGUGGUAGUGCGUCUGUCUUCUGAUAAUGUGCAAGUCCAAAAACGGCCUGAUCCGAUGUAUCAAAUGCCAUUAUAAUCUUACUGUGAAUGUAAACGUCUAGCGCUAGAUCGACUUAAGCGCAAUGCCUGAGCUGUUACUGUUUCGCAUCAUGUUACUGAAGGUGUUUAGGGGUUAUUUUUUAUUUGACUAUGAGGGGAAAGUUAAAAUCGCAGUAUAUGUUCACGUCCAAAUGAUCAGGAUUAUCUCUCUGAAAUCUUUGUGGGACCAUUUGAUGCUCUGUCUGCCUCUGCUUAUAGUGGUUCAUGUAAACAUGUUACAUAGAAAUGAACUGAGUUCAUAUUUUAUAAUGUUUUCAAUAAAUAAAAAGGAGUUA
Molecule: messenger RNA, 3273 nt
Organism: Labeo rohita (rohu)
Lineage: Eukaryota; Metazoa; Chordata; Actinopteri; Cypriniformes; Cyprinidae
Gene: ptdss2
Product: phosphatidylserine synthase 2
Exons: 12
Coding region: 734-2113 (459 amino acids)
Biological process (GO): phosphatidylserine biosynthetic process
Molecular function (GO): L-serine-phosphatidylethanolamine phosphatidyltransferase activity
Source: RefSeq, a predicted model, not a curated record